Molecule: messenger RNA, 2880 nt
Organism: Lepidothrix coronata (blue-crowned manakin)
Lineage: Eukaryota; Metazoa; Chordata; Aves; Passeriformes; Pipridae
Product: pre-mRNA 3'-end-processing factor FIP1-like
Exons: 17
Coding region: 265-1752 (495 amino acids)
Cellular component (GO): mRNA cleavage and polyadenylation specificity factor complex
Molecular function (GO): RNA binding
Source: RefSeq, a predicted model, not a curated record
CGCCGCUGGAGGCGGAGGAGGACGAGGAGCACUGGCUGUACGGGGAUGACACCACUGGUAAGCAAGAAGAUGGACCAAUUUCUGGAUCUGUUUUCCAGUUUAAUGCCCUGGGAAAAAUGAUGCCUUGAGGACUGGCCUUUGUGCUGGCCUGGCGUUGGUGAAACUGUGGCCUGUGCUUUAGCCUGGAAAAGACAUGCAGAAUCUGCUCAUCCUCUGCAGGAUGCUCCCCAGGAGAGCCGGCCUGUCAACAGUGAGGACCGGGAGAUGUCCCAGCACGCCCUCCCCAGCGGCGAGGAUGAUGAAGAUGACAGCGACAGCGACAGCGAUGAUGACGAUGUCAAAGUGACCAUUGGCAACAUCAAGACGGGAGCACCGUCCUACAUGGGAACUCCUAUGAACCUAAACUUAAAAACGGGUAGAGGCUAUGGAGCAUCUGCUUCAGCCAAGUUGCAGCCCAAAGGUAUUGACUUGGAUGCCGCAGGGAAUAUAAAUGGAUUGCCUGUUAUAGAAGUGGAUUUGGAUUCAUUUGAAGACAAGCCAUGGAGGAAACCAGGUGCUGAUCUCUCUGAUUACUUUAAUUAUGGAUUCAAUGAAGAAACAUGGAAGGCUUAUUGUGAGAAGCAGCGGCGGCUGCAGCUGGGGCUGGACCCUGCUCCCCCCAUCAGCACUGAGAACAAGAUCACGGUUCAGCAGGGGAGAACGGGAAAUGCUGAAAAAGAGGUGGAAAACAACAUCAUCAAAACAGAGUUCAAAACAGACUUCCUGGCACUGGUGGGAGGAAGGAUGAAGGCUGGGCCUCCUCCCAACAGGAAGCUGGGUGGGACCAUUGAUGUGAUCGGGGGCCAGGCAGGCACCAUUCGGAGGGUGGAAGGAAGACGUCGGGAUAAACACGCCUCGGAGGAGAACCCCAUCCAGGUCCUUGGAGACCACGGGAGUAAACCACAGCCUCCCCAGCAGCCCCAGCAGCCAUCCCAGCCCCAACAGCCUCCUCAGCAGCAGCCGUUCGCUCCACCAGCAGGGCCUCCGCCUCCCCCGCUCGCUGGGCCUCCUCCACCACACUUCCUGCACCCUCCUCCUCCAGUCACCUCUGUUCCACCUCCCCUGCACCCUCCAGGCCUGCCACCUCCAGGUCCCAUUCCAGGGUUGUUCCCGCCGCCUCUGGCGCCGCCACCAGCUCUUCUCAUUCCAACCUUGGAUGGCCAGCCAGCCAGCUACAACAACAGGCAGCCACCUCCCUUUGGCUACAACUCCGCAGAUUCAGGUUUCAUCAGCUACCCACCCAUCUCCACAUCCCACACUCCCUGGGUGACCACGGUGGACAAGGGCACGAGCAGCUCCAGCAGCAGCCACUGGGAGUACUCGGGCUCCAGGCGGGAGAGGGAGCGGGAACGGGAGCGGGAACGGGAGAGGGAGCGAGACCGGGACCGGGACCGCACCCCCACCACCAGUGAAUACAACAAUGACGACGAGCGGUACCGCUACUACAGCCGGGAGCGCAGCUACGACUUCGAGCGCGACUAUCGGCGCAGCCGCGACCGCAGCCGGGAACGAGAGGACCGGCACCGCGAGCGCCGGCACCGCGACAAGGAGGAGAGCUCCAAGCACAAGUCCUCCCGGCGGAAGCAGCACGAGAGCGAGGAGGGGGAGAGUCACCGGCGCCACAAGCACAAAAAGAACAAACGGAGCAAAGAGGAGAAGGAGGCCAGCGAGGACGGGGCCCAGGAGGGAGAGGAGCAGGACACCAAGGAGUGAGCAGGCCCCCUCAGCCCUCGGGAGGAGCCACUCCUGGGCCCCCAGCCUGGCACUGCUGAUGUUUGGGGUGGGGGGUGAUUUUUUUUUAUUAUUUUUUACUUUUUCUAAGGGAAGAGGCCGACUGGGAGCCCUGACACGGCACAGGGCUCGGGGAGCUGAGGCUGCACGUGCCCUUAAACUUCCUUUUUUGUUGUUUUUUGUUUUUGAUACAAGACAAUACAGCAGUACUAGUUACAAAGCACUGAGCUACUCUACUCAUACACAUCCCUAGGGAGGACUUUGGUGUAUCAGAUCCUAUGGUUUCUGAUGGAAGAUGGCUUCAGCUGAAACUAACACAAUUAGGUAAUAGCUUUUGGUUCUUUUUUGUCAUCAUCAUUCCUUUUUCAAUAGGACAGUAAGUGCAACUUGAAAUUUAUUGUCCAAAGAACAGUGUGACUUAGACCCCGAGAGCCAGCCUAGAGUCUGACGUGGUAGUGAAGUCUCAUCCCAGAUAAAUUCCUUUAUAGCUACAGAAAGAGCCUCUGGUUUCUCCAUGGCUGAGGAGCUGCAGGGUCUGCUCUGCCUUCUGGGCACAGGGUCUGCUCCGCCUGACACUCACCCAGCGUGGGCAGAGACCCCAAAACUCACUUUGUUACCCAUUGCAAAGGUAGCUCUGUCAUGUUACACCUCUGAGUGGUGUAAUCGAUGAAGACCUGUAGUAAGAGUUUAAUUACUUUUGACUUGCCUGUUUUGUUUCCUUUUUCUUUCCUGAGUUGAGCUGAAUAACCCAGGGCAGUAGAGAGCACCAAGUCCCAGCAUUUUGCCCUCGUGGGGUUGGCGUUUCUAUUUGGUUAUCACCGACACUCCUGUCCGAUGAAUUCCUUCCCCUAGAUCCCAAAAUAAAUUUAGUCGAAUUCCAAAGUUUCUUUGGACUUAGUAUUGGUUGGGGAGAGGGGCAAAGGAGAUGUUUCUGGGUGGGGAGAACAGGGGAGAUAAUUUUAAGGGUUUUGGUCCUUAGGAUCCCACCCUUCAGUUUGUGUGAGUCCACGAGUGUCUCAUUUUUCUUUGACUUGUUAUUUAAAACUGUCUUAAAUAUUUGUCCUAAAAUAAUAUGGUUCUGAAAUGUUCUGUAUAUUUUGGUAUUGUAAA